Gymnodraco acuticeps is the source of this 108-nucleotide messenger RNA. RefSeq names its product probable GH family 25 lysozyme 3. The transcript is spliced from 2 exons. The annotation marks the transcript as partial. The record is from RefSeq and is a predicted model, not a curated record. NCBI's taxonomy places the organism in Eukaryota, Metazoa, Chordata, Actinopteri, Perciformes, Bathydraconidae.
UCAGGCUCUAGUGAAUCAGACUCUAAUGAAUCAGGCUCUUCAGGCUCUAAUGAAUCAGGCUCUAAUGAAUCAGGUUCUGGUGAAUCAGGCUCUAAUGAAUCAGGCUCU